Molecule: messenger RNA, 2562 nt
Organism: Effrenium voratum
Lineage: Eukaryota; Dinophyceae; Suessiales; Symbiodiniaceae
Source: the annotation of a GenBank genome assembly
GCGGCGUUUCGGGGGCUUUUAGCUCCGUUGCCAUGGCGCUGCGCAGCGCCUCGGCGCGCCUGGCGCAGCUCCUGGCGCACGGGCCGAAGCCGCGCGGCCGCGAGCCGCGGGAGGUAAAGGCCUGGAGAGCUUCUGGCGGGAGGUGAAAGACCGGCAGGCCAAGCACUUCCAGGCAGCCAAAGAGGCUCAGGCACGCCGUGCUCGUGCCAAGGGCCUCCAAGCCCGCGUCAAGGAGCCUCGCGAAGAGAAUGAAGGCGAGAACGAGGGCAGCGCGCUGCUGCCGAAUGCUCCCGAAAGAGGCGACGAGCCGCCCAUCCGCGAGAUCGAGGCGCCCAAGACCAUGCAUGGUCUGGAUGCGCCAGGUAUCCCCAGCUCCUCCGUGGUCCUGGCGGAGCGGCUUCUCUCAGCCAAGAGCCCCGGGGAGGUGCUGUCCCUGGCAAAGCGGGCCUAUGAGGCUUUGCAGACAGAGGUGAACCCGCAGCAAAGGAUGCGGCGGCUGGCGCAGCUGGCGCUGGCGCUUCAGCUUCUGGCGCGCCAGGCGCAAGGUGCCCAGAAGGCGCCCAUCCUGAAGGAUCACCGACUGCCACGGCUGAUCCAGGCGCUUCAACACAACGUGGAAGGAUUGGAUGACUGGAUCCUGGCCGCAGGCUUCUGUGGCCUCGCGCGCCUGGGCACUCUCAGCCUCAGAGCCGCACAGAACGCCGCGCCAGCCUCAGAGGCGCUGCUGCAGAAAUGCAGCGAGCGCCUCGCGGACUUCGACACCGCGCAGGCCGGCCUGGUCUUGGCCAGCUUGGCACACGCGCCGGAGCUGCUGGGCUCCAAACCUGGCGCAGCCCUCCGCUCCAAGCUGGUCUCUAUGCUGGAGCUGCAGAGUCAGGAGCUGCCGCCGGAGGCCUGUGCCCUCCUGGCCCCGGCGGCCCUCAAGCUGCGCGCCCAGAGCCUCGGCUUCGGCCUCGCCAAGCGCCUCAGCGCGUCGCAGGCGCUCGAAGGCCUAGGCUCGGAGGCUCUGGCGCGGGCGGCGCAGAGUUUGGCGGCGCUGCGCUGCGCCACGCCGCGGCUCAUGGAGCUCACGGAGAAGACCAUGCAGCAGCAGAUCCACCUCUGCACUCCCCGGGCGGUUGUGAACUUUGCGGCUGCACUGAGUGAGGGCCGCGGGGACAGUGAUGCAUUCAAAGACUUCCUGAUGCCCGCGGCGAGGUCCUUUUUGCUGGACUUCAACCCCCGAGACCUUUGCACGCUCGCCGAGUCUUUCGUCAAGGCCACCUGUGCUGAGCCGGAUUUCUUGGCAGACCUGGCGGAUAGCCUGCAGCCCAAGGUUCACCAAAUGGGUUGCCACGAGGUGUCAGUGGCGUUCCAAGUCUUCGCUCCCGUCUCCUACGCCGUGCCGCUGCUGCCGGCGGUGGCAGCGCGUGCCAAGGAUCUGGUGCCGGAGCUCUCGCCCAAACAGCUGGCGCACCUCUUGCGGGGCCUCCGGGAAGUCGACUCCAAGGACCCGGAGCUCUUGAGCGCGCUGAAGGCCCGCGCCGGCCAGCUGUCCCACGCCUUCUUCGGCACCCACGCGGUGAGCGUUCUGGUGGCCUUUGCAGAUGCCGAGCAGGUGGAUGCACCCCUAGUCCAGAGCCUUUCCGAGACCAUUCUGCGGCACUUGGAUCGGCUCUCCGCUGAGGACUACAUCGUGACGCUCACCACUGUGUCGCAAAUGCCUCCUGAGAUGCGGGCAGUGCUGCCCACGGCACUGGUGGAGGAAUUGCUGCAGGCCCUCCAGCAGCGGGGCUAUGGGCCCUGGCGACUCGAGAUGGAGACGGUGGUUCACUUGCUGGAAGCCCUGCGGAACCUCCGGAUCGAGGACGAGGCCCUCCUGGAGUUGGUGUGCGAUCGACUGCCUUCAUCACUGCAGUCAGAGACAAGCCUCGCUUUGCUGGUGCGGCUCCUGAAUUGCCUCGGCGAGCUGCCAAAGAGGAGCCGCGUGCAGGUGGCAGCGCACCUCCAGCGACGGAAGAAGCUGCACCGGGCUUUCAAGAAGUGCUUCUCCCAGCACGUGCAGAAGAACCUGGACCUCGAGGCCAGCGUUACAGUCGCCAAAGCCCUGGCCCAGUUCGGGUUCGAGGAUCCGGCGACGCAGGAGUUCCUGGACAGGCUUACGGCCAGCACAGAUCUUCCGCGCCUGAGCGCUCACUCCGCCAGCGACUUGUGCUGGAGCCUGGCGCAGUUCACCUGGCAGAUCGAGUGGAACCGACGCUUCGCGUGGAGCUUGCUGCACAGGCUCUAUGACAUGCCGGUGCCAGAGGCCUUGCAGGACGACUUGCUGGACUUUCCUGCCUUCACUGCGCGCCCGGACGCAGGAUCUUUGCUGCGCCUGGCUUGGGGAUUGAGCGUCCUCAACGAGGCAGUGCCCGCUCCGCUGCUGGCGGAGCUGCAUGUGGAGUUGCGGGGGGAGCUGCCCAAAGAUUGGUGCGGCUUCGGGCUGCGGAUGCUGCAGGAGGUGGCGUUACAUCGACGCUUGGGCGGUCAGGCGGAAGGGAUUGGGUUUCGAUGUGCCGGUGACCCCAAAGGCCCCGGAAG